Naumovozyma castellii is the source of this 2241-nucleotide messenger RNA. It is a transcript of the gene STT3, whose product is annotated as dolichyl-diphosphooligosaccharide--protein glycosyltransferase subunit STT3. The record is from RefSeq and is a predicted model, not a curated record. The coding region runs from base 1 to 2241 and encodes 746 amino acids. The transcript has a single exon. Lineage: Eukaryota; Fungi; Ascomycota; Saccharomycetes; Saccharomycetales; Saccharomycetaceae.
AUGAGUACUACUUCUGAGAAGAAAGUAUCCUCGAAGGUCAAACAGGACGUUGAUACCCCUUUAGAGAGUGAAUCUGCAACUGUGGAUGCAGCAUUUAAGACCACUAUAGUAUGGGUACAAGCCAUACUUAAGGCAGUUAUAUUUAUAUCCAUUUUUGGUGCAGCUAUAUCAGCAAGAUUAUUUUCCAUUAUCAGAUUCGAAUCUAUUAUUCACGAGUUUGAUCCAUGGUUCAAUUUUAGGGCUACAAAAUAUUUGAUAAAUAACUCCUUUUAUGAUUUUCUUAACUGGUUUGAUGAUAGAACUUGGUACCCAUUGGGACGUGUUACCGGUGGUACAUUGUACCCAGGUUUAAUGACUACUUCUGCUCUUGUCUGGCACACUUUGAGAAAGAUAGGAUUACCAGUCGAUAUUAGAAAUGUUUGUGUGUUGUUUGCACCAGCAUUUUCUGGUAUCACCGCCAUUGCUACAUACUAUUUAACCAAGGAAAUUAAGGAUUCUUCUGCUGGUUUAUUGGCAGCAGCUUUCAUUGCUAUUGUCCCUGGUUAUAUUUCAAGAUCUGUGGCUGGUGCCUAUGAUAAUGAGGCUAUUGCGAUUACCUUGUUGAUGGUUACUUUCAUGUUUUGGAUUAAAGGGCAAAAAACAGGUUCUAUCUUAUAUAGUUCCCUUGCAGCAAUCUUUUACUUCUAUAUGGUGUCAGCCUGGGGUGGUUACGUUUUCAUUACCAAUUUGAUCCCAUUCCAUAUCUUCCUAUUGAUCCUUAUGGGUAGAUACACAUCCAAAUUAUAUGUCGCAUAUAACACAUGGUUCAUUAUAGGUACAGUGGCUUCCAUGCAAAUUCCAUUUGUCGGUUUCUUACCUAUUAGAUCGAAUGAUCAUAUGGCUGCUUUGGGUGUAUUCGGUCUAUUGCAAAUUGUUGCAUUGGGAGACUACGUAAAGAGUAAAACACCAACAAAGAAGUUUAGAAUUGUAAUGAUUGUUUCAUUAUUAGUCAUUUUGGCCAUUGGUGUUGCAGGGCUUUUCUUUUUAACAUAUAUGGGACUGAUCGCUCCAUGGACCGGCAGAUUUUAUUCACUUUGGGAUACUAGUUAUGCUAAGAUCCACAUUCCAAUCAUUGCAUCCGUGUCUGAACAUCAACCUGUUGCAUGGCCUGCAUUUUUCUUCGACACUCAAUUUUUAAUUUGGUUGUUCCCAGCUGGUGUAUUCUUAUUAUUCUUGGAAUUGAAAGAUGAACACGUUUUCAUUAUUGCCUAUUCAGUGUUAUGUUCUUACUUUGCCGGUGUAAUGAUUAGAUUGAUGUUGACUUUGACUCCAGUUAUUUGUAUCAGUGCAGCUGUUGCUUUGUCCAAGCUUUUUGAUAUUUAUUUGGAUUUCUCUAAGGCUUUUGAUAAGAAGGAAAGAAAUUGGACUUCUUUGGUUGCUCGUUUCGCAGUUUCCGGUUCGUUCAUCUUCUAUUUAUACCUUUUCGUUUUACAUUCUACAUGGGUUACUCAAACUGCUUACUCUUCUCCAUCUGUCGUCCUACCAUCAACUGGUCCUAAUGGACAAAUGGCAUUGAUCGAUGAUUUUAGAGAAGCCUAUUACUGGUUACGAAUGAACACUGAUGAGGAUGCAAAGGUAGCAGCCUGGUGGGAUUAUGGAUACCAAAUUGGUGGGAUGGCCGAUAGAACUACUUUGGUUGACAAUAACACUUGGAAUAAUACUCACAUUGCCAUUGUAGGUAAAGCCAUGGCUUCACCUGAGGAGAAGUCAUAUGAAAUUUUAAAGGAACAUGACGUGGAUUAUGUCUUAGUCAUAUUUGGUGGAUUAUUGGGCUUUGGUGGUGAUGAUAUAAAUAAAUUCUUAUGGAUGAUUAGGAUUAGUGAAGGUAUCUGGCCUGAAGAAAUUAAAGAGCGUGACUUCUUUACACCACAAGGUGAAUAUAAAGUCGACUCUAGUGCAACACAGACAAUGAAGAAUUCAUUAUUGUACAAGAUGUCAUAUAAAGAUUUUCCUGCAUUAUCAGGGGACGGUAAGCUUAUGGAUAAGGUUCGUCAACAAGUCAUUUCAUCAAAGGAUGUGGGCCCAUUAGACUAUUUUGAUGAAGCCUUCACAUCUGAGAAUUGGUUAGUGAGAAUCUAUAAAGUAAAGGGUGAUGAACCAGAAGGUAGAACAUGGAGAGAAGUUGGUGAUUUCGAAAGGAAACAUGCCAAUAAUAACAAGAGAAGACAAAUCGCCAAACCUGAAUUAGAUUUGAGAGUUUAA